Molecule: messenger RNA, 5258 nt
Organism: Diatraea saccharalis (sugarcane borer)
Lineage: Eukaryota; Metazoa; Arthropoda; Insecta; Lepidoptera; Crambidae
Source: the annotation of a GenBank genome assembly
UUUUUUGGGAGGCUAUGAAGUGCUAGCGGUUGACUGUGUUUUUUAUAAUUAAAUUGGAAAGUACUGAGUAAACUUUAGAUUUAGAUUAGCGAGCGUAGUUAUUUAUUAUUAAAUAUAGUGUAAGAUUUAAAAUGUCCUAUUCUAACAAAUAUACUUUCGCGGCCUUACCGCGGACGCAACGCGGUACGCCUUUAGUUCUAGGAGGUGAUCCUAAAGGAAGGACCUUCUUGUAUACCAAUGGGAACUCAGUGAUUAUUAGAGACAUCGAAAACCCUGCUAUUUCUGAUGUGUAUACAGAGCAUUCUUGUCAAGUUAAUGUGGCUAAGUACUCACCAAGUGGAUUUUAUAUUGCAUCUGGAGACGCGUCCGGUAAAGUUCGCAUUUGGGAUACCGUAAAUAAAGAGCACAUCCUGAAAAAUGAAUUCCAGCCGAUCGGUGGGCCUAUCAAAGAUAUCGCUUGGAGCGCUGACAACCAGCGGAUGGUGGUCGUCGGCGAAGGCCGGGAGAGAUUCGGUCACGUGUUCAUGUCGGAGACGGGCACUUCGGUGGGCGAGAUCAGUGGCCAAUCGAAACCCAUCAACUCGGUGGACUUCAGACCAGCUCGCCCGUUCAGAAUCGUGACCGCGUCUGAGGAUAAUACCAUUGCUGUGUUUGAAGGUCCACCAUUCAAGUUCAAAUGUACCAAGCAGGAGCACACUCGUUUCGCUCAAGCCGUCCGCUACAGUCCAGAUGGUAGUUUGUUUGCUUCGGCCGGUUUCGACGGAAAGAUAUUCCUGUUUGACGGGGUCACAUCAGAGCUCAAGGGGGAGAUCGGUUCUCCGGCCCACAAGGGUGGUGUCUAUGGUAUAUCCUGGUCCCCCGACGGUAAGCAGUUGCUGUCAUGUUCCGGUGAUAAGACAUGCGCGAUAUGGGACGUCGCCACCAUGGAGAGGGUCACGUUGUUCAAUAUGGGCAACGCCGUUGAGAAUCAACAGGUAUCUUGUCUAUGGCAAGGCAGCCACCUCCUGUCCGUGUCCCUGUCCGGCGUGAUCAACUACCUGGACGUGGACAACCCGGAUAAGCCGCGGCAGGUGUUGAUGGGUCACAACAAGCCGGUCACGUGUCUCACGCUUCGGCCCGACAGAAACGCCGUAUAUACCGCCAGUCAUGACGGAUGCGUCACGUGCUGGGAUGUCAACACUGGUGAAGGGAGCCAUAUCACGGGCCAGGGUCAUGGAAACCAGGUGAAUGGUAUGCGAGCCAGUAAAGAUGGCUCUCUGCUUACUUGCGGUAUAGAUGAUACGUUGCGUCGUGCCGCGCCUGCAGAUGAAGGUGGGGUUCCUUGUUACACGGACGUGGCCAUCCCUCUAGGGUCCCAGCCGAGGGCCAUGGAUCACGUCAUAGAAGACGAUACCACUAUCGUGGCCACCGUGAAAGAGUUGGCGGUGAUUAUCGGUACAAGUAAGCAGUCGAGUAUGCCACUCAACUAUGAACCUACGUGCGUCGCAAUAGAUCCUAAAUCGAGACAUGUCGCUGUCGGCGGUGCUGACAACAAAGUCCACAUAUACACCUUGGAUAUCCGUACAUUAACACCCAGCGUCGAGCUGACACACCUGGGUGCCGUCACCGAUGUCAAAUAUAGUCCUGACUCACAGUAUCUAGUUGCCUGCGAUGCUAACAGGAAAUUGAUACUGUACUCUACUGAUGAGUAUAAGCCGGCUCAUAACAAGGAAUGGGGUUUCCAUACUGCUCGAGUCAACUGCGUGGCGUUCAGUCCCGAUUCUAAACGAGUAGCGUCAGGAUCUUUAGAUACCAGUGUUAUCAUAUGGAAUAUCGAUACACCGGCCAAACAUACCGUCAUAAAGAACGCUCAUCCUCAAAGUCAAAUCACCGGUCUGGCGUGGCUCGACGACGAGACAGUAGUCUCAGUAGGACAGGACGCGAAUACUCGCAUCUGGAAUGUGCCUAAAGCUUAAACACCGAGAGGAAUACGCAUACGCUCAUCCAAAUAUAAAACGUAUGUCCAGUGUAAUAGAAUUCAUUUUUAUGUGAUGGAAUGGAAUUUUUUAUUUUUAUUAGUUAUACGAACUUUGUAAAGCAAUACGAAUUUUAAAUGGGCAUCAUUCUUAUUAGCUGUAAUGGUAAUUCAGAGUUAAAGAUAUUUUUAGAAAAAAAACAUGUCAUUGUUUUAAUGAUAUUUGUAUAAUUAGAUGAUGGUUUAUUUGUUUCGUAACUGAUAAUAAUACCAUUUAGGUAACAUCAUUUUUAUAUGCGUUAGAUAAAGAAAUCUUGAUAUUAUUUUAUCAUUUUAAAUGCAAUUCUUUUUCAAGCAAUUAAAACGAGAAAUAAAAAAAAUUGAAUGAUGCCCUCAAGCCUAUGAAACCAUUUAAAUAUGAGGUAAGAUAUUAAAUUUUCACUUUAAGAACCAAGUGUUUUUGUAAUUUCGUCCUUAUGGCAAAGUAUACAAAAUUCAAUAUUAUAAAAUUUAGAAUUCCAUACACAUAUUAAGAAUGUUUCUCUUGAGAACUAAAGAGUUUAUUUAAAUUAGAUGUUUUUUUUUGGUAUUUUACGAAAAUUAUAACAUAUUUAUUUCGCUUAUUAUAAUAACUUAAGUUUUUUUUUGUAUUGAAUGCUCAGUUAGAUAGAUUUCUACUAAUACGAGUUUUUCUAAUGGCUGGCCGUUGAGAAUUGUUUGUUGAUCUCAAAAAGGUAUUAUUGCAUUUGUUUUUCAUUAGUUUACAUUUAAUCGGUUAUUGGAAAAGGUAUUGGUUGAUUUUAUUUUGUUAAAUUUUCAUCGGUUUUUUAAUUGCAAUAUAAACUAUAGACCAGGGGUGGCCAACUUGCUUAGACCCAAGAUCGACUUUUCACUGAAGACACCUAGUACGAUCUACCAAUUACUUUACUUCUUAAAAUCUUAAAUGAAACAGUAUAGUUCGUACACAAUUAUGUAGCAUUUUUAUUUUAUUUAUAUUUUUUGAAUUGCCACAAUCGACUGGACUAAUAGUCGCGGUCGACUGGUCGAUCGCGAUCGACUUGUUGGCCACCCAUGCUAUAGACAAACUAUAAUAUUUAGAUGGGAUAGUUUUGAUAUGACAUUUCAGAUAUGCUUAUGGAAAUAAGAGUAGCGUUACACUGGUUUUAGAUACCAUUAUGGAUAUGAAUUUAUUUUGGAUUUUCGUAAAUAAAUUUAAAUAUAUAUUUUUGAUAACUUAAAAAUUUAAUGAAUACCAACCGGUGAUCUUUUCCAGUGUCUGAUUACUUAACUGCCUCAUAUAGAGAACAAAAUAUUUUUUUCAACGUGUAAUUAAACAGCUCUUAAUAGAAUAGCCACAAAAUUAUACAGCUGAAAGACUUUGUGUAGAUAUAUUGUACCUAAUAAUUAAGCAAUCAUUGAUUUUCUAUUACAGACAUUUGUUAAUACAACUUAUGGACAUUGUAAAAUCCAUGUUUUAUUAAAGCUAUUUGUCGUAUUAGUUAUUGAGGUUGGCAGUAAAUGGAGGCCGAUACCUCGUUUCUUUGGUGGUGAUACAACUGUUUUGUUUUAAGACAGUACAUUACCGUUUAAUUACUUUUGAGUGUCAUUUAGAUUGCGCUGUUUUAAUUUUAUGACUUUUAAUUAAUGAAAAUGUCGUGCGUCCUCAUAGAAUGAUACUCAAACAUGUGACACUGUUCCUCCUUGGGAAAAAAUGUGGAAAUUCCAACGUGUCGCAAGUUGUUGUAAUUAUAUAUUCUUACCGAUUAACAUACGUAACUUACUUUUUGGAAACAAACAGAAAAUAUUAUAUAGUUUUUUUACAUUUCUAAUAUUAAUUUAUUAUUAUGUAUGUUGUUUAAAUAAUCAUGGAAAUUUAAUUUAUAAAGGCAUAAAACCUGAACCUAGCGCCAUCUAUUGACAAUCAGAACUAAUUAAAUAGUGACGUUUCUUUAACCACCAAAUAUGAGAGAAUGUCGAAAGUUUAUCAAUACUGUUUGAUUAUGUAAAAAAAAAUUGUAAGUAGAGCAAAAAAUUUGAAAAAAAAUGUCUCAUUUAGUAUUUUGUAUUGAAAAAAAGUUCGUCGUCACUAAAGUUUCUUUUUCCGUUUUAAAUCGGAAUUUAAAAUAUUUUGCAGGCCAAAAUUGUGAUUAUUAAAUUUUACGUUUGAUCUAAAAGAUCCCUAAUUUAGCUGUCAAAUUAUACUAACGCGUGUGUACAUGCAUUUUAACAUAUGUAACACUUCCAAAUAAUAUAUUUAUAUAAGAUUCUCAUAAAGAUCGCGGUAUUUUGAAAUGACAAUUACAAUUAUGAUACUGGAUGGAAAAGAAAAUUAGAAUUAUUACAUCAGCGAUGGAAGCAGGAUAGUGUUAUACUCGUCAAGCGUAUAUUACCAUCACGUUUCAAGGUUUUGCAUCGCAUUAAGUAGCUUCGGAACUUUUACAAAUAAAUAAGGGUUUCAAUAUAUUUCGUUUUAAACAUUAAGUGGUUAUUUUAACGUGAGCUCGACGGUACAACUUAAAUAUAUGCAAUAUUUCUUUUCCUGAAAGUGAAAUUUCCUAAACAGUAUUUUUGUACUAAUUGCUGAUUUAAGUAGUUUUUUUUUACAUUGUUUCUUAUACUAAUGAAGUAUGUAAAAUGAUAAAUAAAUUGUAUACACUUGUAUAUUUGCAUUUUUAUUUAAACUUAAAUAGAGGUAUUAAGGAAAAUAAAACAAACAGUAAUUGUUGAACUAUAAAUAGAUUCUUGUCUUUAUUUUAAUGUCUUUUAUGGUAAAGAUAAAUAUUGUCUAAAUUAAAUUAGAAAAAAAUAGUCAACUAGAAUAAAUCAAUGACUUCUAUGUAGACUAAUAGACAAGCUGUAGGUCCUGUACUGAAAAAUUGUUUACUAAUGGCUGGUGUGGAGAUAACAGACUGUCUACGGUCUUCAGUCGUAGUUAUAGGAUUGAUAGCUGAGUAUAAAAAAGAAAUUCUAUUUAGUCCAUCAAUGAGAAAUAGAAAAUAUAAGAUACGCAUAUUUUUGUUUCAAUUUAACAAGAAAUAGAUAACAGCCAUUAAAGUUGAGAAGUGGGGGCACGUUACAUCACAACAAUGUAACAACUCAAUUUAACACCGUUAUUUAUUGAAUACCCGAAAAAUACGUAGUUGAAAUUCUUCAAUAGUUUAAAAGAAAGUAAUAUUUUCCAGUAUAGCAUUAUAAAUCCAAAAUUGUUUAUUUAUUGAUAUUUUUUUUAUUUAUUUACAUUAGUUCCCGAAAUCAAACUAGAUGUCGCUACGGUAUUUUCUUGACUUCUCUAGACAACAGUUCC